Molecule: messenger RNA, 479 nt
Organism: Drosophila willistoni
Lineage: Eukaryota; Metazoa; Arthropoda; Insecta; Diptera; Drosophilidae
Product: U6 snRNA-associated Sm-like protein LSm2
Exons: 3
Coding region: 74-361 (95 amino acids)
Biological process (GO): mRNA splicing, via spliceosome
Cellular component (GO): Lsm1-7-Pat1 complex; catalytic step 2 spliceosome; U4/U6 x U5 tri-snRNP complex
Molecular function (GO): RNA binding
Source: RefSeq, a predicted model, not a curated record
UAGGGCACAAGUUGCCGGUGUGAUUACCUGGCAACUCUAGCGCGUCAAUGACAAGAAAACAAACGCGAGCGGAAUGCUUUUCUAUUCAUUCUUUAAAUCUCUGGUGGGCAAAGAAGUCGUCGUCGAGCUGAAGAAUGACCUCAGUAUAUGUGGAACCCUGCAUUCUGUGGACCAAUACCUCAACAUUAAGCUGACAGACAUCAGUGUGACGGAUCCCGACAAAUAUCCGCACAUGCUCAGCGUUAAGAAUUGUUUCAUCCGUGGCUCUGUUGUCCGCUAUGUCCAGCUGCCCGGCGAUGAGGUGGACACACAACUGCUCCAGGAUGCGGCGCGUAAAGAGGCGGUGGUUAGCACGCGAUAGGUGGAUGCCCUGGGGUAGGUCCUUGAUGUCCUCAUGAGCAUUUUUCUUUUAAGCCCAUGCAUUUCUAAGUGAAUUAAUUGAUUUGUGAAUAAGAGAAAUAGAAACUGUGUAUAUGGAA